UGUUUCGCUUACAUCUGCAAGGUUGCAGAUAAGGUUGGCGCAGACUUAAGCAUAAUUUCCUUUCCGCUGCUAUCCCCGGGGUUUGGCUCUCGCCAAAGACACCCCUCCCGAGUAUGAGUCGCACUGCCCCGUCAGCCAUGAUUUGCUCGUAUUAUGAACCCGCUCAGAUCAGCUUCACAUGCGCAACGUGUCCACUCGCAAUUUUCGCCCUUGAUUGCGACUGCCUGGUCGCUUUCAGCUCGCCACCUGCCAAAUGCGAAGCCCUGGAGCGAUAACAAGCCCACGUGCUCUGAGCCGCAAGUCCAGAACUGCGCCAUCGGAGCGUCGUACCGUAAACUGGCAGCUCCUAGCACGCGGUUUGAGGGGUCAACCGGAACCGGUGGAAAAUUAAGGGCCGGCAAGCCUGUGAACGCUUCAUCAGCACGCGUCCAGUUCCCCUUGAUGGGUAGGAAUCAGCGCAAGACCGGGAACCUGGUUUCGCGGCGAAUACGAGGAUCGCUCAAUCUAUUGUUGGCUGUUGAUUCGCUGCAUCUGUACUACUGUGCCAUACCAAGCUCCCAACGCGCCAAGGUGUGUAUAGUGUAUCGAUAUUCGCACGAGGCGCAGGCUGGUGGUACUGCUUUUCUAGAAGCAAUCUCUGGCUAUUUCCGUAUCCAAGGGGCGCACGAGCAAUUUGAGCAUCACUCUAGCCUUGUCGAUGUCGUGGAAGGGCCAUGAGCGCAGCGUUGCUUCUGCACAGUUCAUUUUCGUACUAGGACAUCCUCCAUACCUCAUCUCACGCACAAAAGCUUUGUGGUUCGAUCAAUAAUAACCUUGCAUACGGCAAGCCGUUACUUCGG
Messenger RNA from Alternaria alternata, 839 nucleotides. RefSeq lists its product as hypothetical. Lineage: Eukaryota; Fungi; Ascomycota; Dothideomycetes; Pleosporales; Pleosporaceae. The record is from RefSeq and is a predicted model, not a curated record. Bases 154 to 717 code for a protein of 187 amino acids. The transcript has 2 exons.